UCGAGCGGCCCCGAGCCGCCUUUCCAGUAGAACAUCCCGCGGUUCGGCUCAAGCUCCAACACAAACAGCAGAAACACACGGCGGACUCGGUGCAGCACCGAACAACGUCCGUGGAGAAACGGAGACACGCCGAGGGUUCCGCCGUCAUGGAAAGGGACCUUCUCCAAGGCCGACAUCCUCCGAGGGAUCAUCACCGAGAAGCUCAGCAUCGCCACCCGCGACAUCCUGGCGGUGGUGGAGAGGACGGUGGCCGACUACGAGGAGGAGGCGUCGGGCUUCAGGCGGAGGAUCGCGCGGCAGGAGCGGCAGCUGGAGCUCCUGCAGCCCCGGGUCAACCUGCACAGGCUGCUGGAGGAACCAGAACCAGAACCCCGGGGCUCGGAGGAGCUGGACGGGACGAGACCGCCGAAGGAGGAGCUGCUCUCCCCGCCGCCUGACAUCAAAGACUCUGUGAGGCUCGACUUUCCUCAGAACGAUGAAGAUGAUGACAAUGGUGGUUUUGAUGAUGAGGCAAAUGAUGAAGAUUCCAGGAAACAAACCAGGGAUCCGGAUUUUGAAAUCCCAUUGAGAUCCAUGUCCCGCAGACCUCCACGGCGCAGAAUCCAGCACAGCAGGGCCUGGUCCAGAAGCCGUCUGACCCACCUGGACAUCAGGGUUCGCUUUAUUAAGGACCCAAACGUGACCGCGUUGCAGCGCUCUAGUUUGAAGAAGACCAUCGUCCGGGACCUCAGCUUUCCACGAAGUCUUAAAGAGCCGGAAUUUCUAGAUCUGCUCAGGUCCUCCUUUCCGCCGCUGGCUGGGAGUCACAAACUCUUUGAGAUUUACACACUGAACAGAAGCACGAAGCUGCAGAAGCUGCCGCUGAAGACCAUGACACCCAAUGAGAUCAUCAGGAGCAUCAAGGCCAACGCGCCACGGGCCACUGUCCUCUUCAUCAAGCUGAAGAGCCCAGGAGCUGAGAAGACGUCAGAGGAAACGCCGGAGGAGAAACUUGAAGGAGCAUCUGAGGAGAUCCAGGAGAAAUCUGAGGAGGAUCUGGAGGAGAACGAUGAGGAGAUAGAAGAUUCCUUCGUAUCAAGAUUUAAAGACAAACCUUCAUCCUGUGUUGCUUCAGCAGAAGAAGAGGAUGAAGCCGGACCGAGUUCAAGAUCCACGUCCCACAGACCACCGCGGUGCACAGCCCGGCCCAGCCGAGCCUGGACCAGCAGCAGUCCCACCCACCUGAACCUCAGGAUUCGCUUUAUGAAGGACCCAAACAUGAAUGGAUUCCAAAAGUCUUUUUUGAAGAACACUCUUGUUCGGGACCUCAACUUUCCUAGAAAUCUUCCAGAGUCGAAAUUUGUGGAUCUGCUCAGGUCCUCUUUCCCACCGCUGGCUGGAAGUCACAAAGCCUUUGAGAUCCACACACUCAACAGAAAUAAAAAGCUACAGGAGCUACCGCUGAAGACCAUGACGCCCAGAGAGAUCAUCAGGAGCAUCAAGGCCAACGCGCCGCGGGCCACCGUCCUCUUCAUCAAGCUGAAGAAGACAGAAGCUGAGAAGAAGUCAGAGGAAACGUCUGAGGAGACACUUGAAGGAGCAUCUGAGGAGAUCAAGGAGAAAUAUGGGGAGAAUCUGGAGAACAUCGAAGAAAGUCUGGAAGAGAACACUGAAGACACCCUGGAGGAAAACCCUGAAGAGAAUCCGAAGGAGAACAUUGAAGAUAAUCUGGCAGAGAACAUCGAAGAGAAUCCGAAGAAGAACACUGAAGAAAAUCUGGCAGAGAACAUCGAAGAGAAUCCGAAGGAGAACACUGAAGAAAAUCUGAAGGAAAACAUUGAAGACAAUGUGGAGGAGAACACAGAGGAGCAUCUAGAAGAGGACACUGAGGACAUAGAAGAUUCCCAUGUAUCAACAGUAAAGGAGAAACCUUCAUCUUGUGAUGCUGAUGCAGAAGAAGAUGAAGCUGGACCGAGUUCAAGCUCGGGUCCACAUGGUGUCAGAGAGGAAGCAGGGUUCAAUGAUUCAACUGAACACCACAAGGACUCUGAGGUGGACAUUGUGGACCAAGAUGAUGCCUCUGCUGAGGAUCCAGAAUGGAGACUGGAGUCCAAGCGGCAAAAAGUGGUGAAGAAAACGGCAAAAAAAAGUCAAGAAAAACGGUGGAAGAAAAGGGCCUGUAAAGUUUGUGGGUUCUGGUACAGAUCCUUGGGCACUUUGAUCAAACAUGCAUGGACUCACAUGAAUGAACCGCAAAGAGUUUGUGGGGUCUGUGGAGACACUUUUGAAUCCACCGAAGAGCUUCAGGAACAUCUGAGAACCUACGAUGAAGUUUACAAGUGUGAGGAAUGUGGGAAAACCUUUGUCGGAAUUUUCCGUUUCAAAAGGCAUCUAGUCAUGCACUCAGAAAACGUGGACAUCCGGUGUGACGUUUGUGGGAAAAAUUUUGGGACCAAAGCCACUCUCAACUUGCACAGCUGGAGCCACAAAGAGGAACGGCCGCACAAGUGUGAGCUCUGUGAAAAGUCCUUUGGUCUGAAAAGUCUUCUUAAGGCUCAUAGAAGGAGCCAUGAGAACAAGUGCCACCUCUGCAACAAGAGCCUCUCCACCACCCGAAGUUUGUCUCGGCACUUGAUGAGUCACUCUGAGAAACGCCACUUUGUGUGUGAAGUUUGUGGGAAGCGAUUUAAAAUCCCCCAGGAUCUGAAGAUGCACAAGAAGGUUCACAUGACCAGAGAACGGUCGUUUCUCUGCGAUAUCUGCUGCAAAGCCUUCUACUGCAACGCAACACUCAAAGCUCACUUGAAGACCCACAGCAGUGAGAGGCCCUUUGUCUGCCAGGACUGUGGGAAAAGCUUUGUGAGCAAAGGAAACCUGAAGAUCCACCAGCGAGUUCACACCGGAGAGACGCCGUACAUCUGCUCCCACUGUGGACAGCGCUUCAAGCGGAAGCAAACCCUUGAUAGUCACAUCAGCACCCACUUGGGCAUCAAACCCUUCACUUGCUCAGUGUGCGGGAAGGCUUCUUCAACUCAUGAUCACCUGAAGGUCCACAUGAGGACCCACACUGGAGACAGACCCUACAAGUGCUCUCUUUGUGACAAGACCUUCACCCAGAGCCACUGUCUGAAAACACACAUGAUGAAGAACCAUGCUGGAGAGAACCAGAACCAGACCGGACCCUAAAGAACCUUUAUCAGGACAAACCAAACAGACUUCAGAACAUGAUGCUGGAGUAACUGAUGAAGUCCAGCAUGAACAGUAGAGAUGGUUCUGGUUCCAUCCAUCUCAUAAACACUGGAUCAGGGGUGCCCAUUCCUGGCCUUCCAGAGUUACCACCCUACCUGAUUUCCAGCUGUCCAUGCACUGCUUGCUGCUGAUUACCUGGAUCAGGUGUGUUCAUUCAAUCACAAUGUGAAGAUGUGCAUGUGGCAGGGCUUGGAGAUCUGGGAAACAGGCAGUGUGGUAGCUCUGGAGGACCAGGAAUGGACAGGUCUGCACUCGAUUCUCUGAACAGCAAAUGAAGAAGUUUGAAUUUUACAGUUAUGUUUUAAUCAGUCUUGUUGUAGAUGAUGCACAUGUCUCAAGUUUUUCAUUUCAACAUCUGAUCAGAUACUGUUUACCUGCAAAUGUUCCUGGAUGUGUACAGAAACUGACUUCAACAGCCAGAAAACUGAAGCUGAUCAAGUCUCCGCUCACCAUCAGAACGUCUGCUGGAGCUCUAGAUCAGAUCUUUUUGUACUUAUUUCUCUAAAAUACAUUGUCAAGCUUUUUAUAAAGUUUAUUAAGCAUAAAAAGUCAACAUUUGUUUCCUGUUUUAAUUUAAUCAGAAACUGUAAAGCUGCAUGGAGAUGAAACCAAAUACAACUUCAUUAAAAUCAUUUCUACUCUUUACAGAUUAAA
This is a messenger RNA of Oryzias melastigma (Indian medaka), 3882 nucleotides long. RefSeq names its product zinc finger protein 595. Gene Ontology annotation, biological process: regulation of transcription by RNA polymerase II. Gene Ontology annotation, molecular function: DNA-binding transcription factor activity; RNA polymerase II cis-regulatory region sequence-specific DNA binding. Lineage: Eukaryota; Metazoa; Chordata; Actinopteri; Beloniformes; Adrianichthyidae. The record is from RefSeq and is a predicted model, not a curated record.